This is a messenger RNA of Impatiens glandulifera, 1037 nucleotides long. RefSeq lists its product as uncharacterized. The coding region runs from base 221 to 739 and encodes 172 amino acids. The transcript is spliced from 5 exons. Lineage: Eukaryota; Viridiplantae; Streptophyta; Magnoliopsida; Ericales; Balsaminaceae. The record is from RefSeq and is a predicted model, not a curated record.
GGCAGAGAAGGCUAAGGCUGCUUGCCCUGGCCCACUUCUCACCUGCCUCCUUCCUUUCUUCCUUGAAUCGGACGACGGCGAAAUAUCUUUUGAAUCCUGGGGGUUCUAAAGGAAAACAAAACAAAAUCAAAUCCUGAAAUCUCUUUCUUCUUCUAUCAACGAACCAACCAACGUCGGUGUAAGGGAUUGAUUGAUUGAUUGAUUGAUUGCUUUGACAGCUAUGGACGAGGUUAUGACCGCGGCCGAUUCUGUUUCUAGCUUACGAACGUAUUCUUCACAGUCUUCCUCCUUUUCACCUUGGAAUCUCCCUCUUCUCUCCGCAGUUCUCGCUUGUGCUAUUGCUCAGUUUCUCAAGCCCGUUACCACCUGGUAUAUGUGCAGGUUCAAGGAGAAGAGAUGGGAUUCUAGAAGGAUGGUUGGAUCAGGUGGAAUGCCGUCGUCACAUUCAGCGCUUGUUACGGCUCUUGCUUCAGCUAUUGGUUUUCAAGAAGGAGUUGGAGGGUCUAUGUUUGCCGUUGCAGUCGUUCUAGCAUGUGUUGUCAUGUAUGAUGCAUCUGGUGUCAGACUUCAUGCUGGUCGGCAAGCUGAAUUAUUGAAUCUAAUAGUAUGUGAGCUUCCUCCUGAGCACCCGGUCUCUACUGUAAAGCCUCUUCGUGAUUCGCUUGGCCAUACUCCACUUCAGGUAAUUGCAGGUGCUGUGUUGGGAUGUAUUGUGGCAUUCAUCUUAAGAACCUCGUAAUAGGGGGGCAUUAUUUUAAGGUGAGACCUCUUUGCAAGCUAUUUAGAUUGUUUAACCAUGUUUGAUGGUUCCAUUGAUUGUGCUGGCUAAAUAACAGCCAUGGUUUGUUAGUCGAAGUCAAAACUAAAGACAAGUUUUAUGAAAACUCGAAACCAGCCUUUUGUUCUGUCUCGUAUAUUAAAAGCAUGUUAAUGUAGUAGAAGUUCGAUCUGUUUUAUGUUUCUUUCAGCAACUCUAGAUAUGAAAGUUUUUUAAGAUUAUAAUGUGAGAUUUUACAUGUUUCAAUGUUUAUAAACAA